UGCUGCUUGUGUGUUCAAACGGAUCAUACGACUUCGUAGAUUAGAGGAGAACCCCAGUAUUGUCCUUCAUCCCAUGGUUUUGCGCACAUAAAGUCGUACGAUGCGGCCAACAGCUCUGUGGAGCUCGACUCUGUUCGCAGCUACAGUUAUUGCUAACCCGCAUCUGCCCAUUAGGCUAAAUUCCACUCGGAUUGAACUGGGCAGAACUUCGACAUCAUCACCACUGCCAUCAUCUUCUUUCGUUUCACGGUCAACAGAUCAGACAUCGUUUUCGGAAACAUACCCACUACCUUCAGCAACUUCGCUAUCCGAAUAUUCGACAUCUAAUAAUGUCUCAACAUCGUUUUCGUCAAGCACCCUGACUAAUUCCAUUGGAUCCUCGAUAUCAACUUCAUCCAGCCAAGGCACGAAUACGUCUGCUCCACAUCGUACAGGAGUAUGCACGGGCUGUAGACUCGAGGCCUUUCAGCCCACCGUGUUGUCUUUUAGAGACUCUUGGUCUAGCACAUGGACUUCAGUUGUAGUCACAGAAACCAUUUUGACUGUCUUCAUCACAUACGACGAUGCUACCAUUACAGAAUAUACAACGAUAGAACAGACGAGUGCUGUCACCGGAAUCACGAAUGAGACUAUUACAGCAACGGCACCCUACUUCACGUGGCUCCCUACCCCAGGAAUGACCGUAACUCUUGCUGCUGGGCCCACAUAUGUUGCUUACACAGAAUUUUACGGGGGACUCGAGUCCCUGGCUGUUCCAACCCCUACGAACGAGUUUCCGAUUACUCCUGUGCCAGAACCGACUUGUCAGGUCUCUACAUCUCAGAUUUUCCUCACUCCAAGUGCUGUAGAAGACUACUCAUACUACAUUGAGACCUUCGUGGAUAAGGCACCGACGAUUGAUCCUUUCAAACCCCAACUGUUGCCUCCGGCUCUUAUUAAUCAUCUCAAGAGCAAUUCUCAGAUUAUGUCCGAUUUCAGCGGCGCGGAUAUAGCAACUUGUACAGUAGGAGCAACUCCCUCACCGCCAAUGUUGUCCGAACCUGCCUCAACUCCAACUGUUGAACCAAUCUUCUCGUCUAUGACUCAGAUAUUUCCCACGCCUCCUCCGCAGACCGUAACUACGGGCACUUAUAUAAGCAAAACUUAUAUCGGAACGGAUAAGCACGUCACACGAAACGGAUGCCUUCGAUGCUCUACGCCUGACAACAUUCUUCCAGCACCUACUGAUCAUCCAAACGAUCCGUCAAAGUCAGAGAAGCUUGAUCCACCUUCACCUCCCAACAACCCCACAGCGCCCUCCAACAAUCCCAAUGUGAAUACUCCACCACCUGGCCCAGGCCAGACAAAUAGCAAUCCACAACGGCCACCUGCGCCAACUAAUCCUCCCGUUCUUACCUUCGGGACAAACACUGUCACGCCAAACUCCGGAGGAAACUUCGUCAUUGGAUCACAGACCCUCAGUCCCGGAGGUCCGGCAAUCACGGUGAAUGGGAACACGGUCAGCAUUGGGCCAAGUGGAACCAUUGCUGUCGUCAAUGGAGUGACGCAAACCCUUGGAAAUGCACCGCCGAUUACUCCUCCACCUGUACUCACGGCUGGUAGUCUGACUGUUCCUGCAACGAUAAUCGGGGGGACCACACAAUUCGUCGUUGCACCUGGUCAGACAUUAACCCCUGGCGGUGUUCUCACAGUCAAUGGAAACACAUUCAGCAUGCCUGCAGAUGGCCAUGGAUCAACGAUUGUUAUCAAUGGAGUGACGUCGACAUUGAACGGUGGCGGCAUUCCCGUGUUGACGAGAGAAGGAGAAGGAGUUACAGCAUCAGUGAACCAAGGCACAACGGCUUUUGUAUUCGGUCCUGGGCAAACACUCACACCUGGAGGCCAAAUUACCGUAUCUGGAACUACCUUUUCCAUGCCUGCGUCGGCAUCAGGUACUGUCAUAGUCAUUAACGGUGUCACCACAACACUAGGUCAAUCACCAAUCACCGCUGCAGCCGUGCUUACUGUUGAUGGCAAGACCUACUCAGCUACAGUGAGGGAUGGAACGACUGAAUACGUACUUGGGCCCGGGACAACUUUGAGACCUGGGGAUGCCAUCACUGUCUCGGGUACAACAUACUCACUCGACCCGAGUGGUACCGCAUUGGUCGUCAACGGAAAAACGAGCACAAUACCGAAGACACCUCUGAGCAAUAGCGCCACCACUACACGAUCUUCAUCCAAGUCCGAUUCCGCAAGGUCAUCGUCGACAAGUCAGGAACGCGACCCAGGCAACUUUAUUGCUAGCGGGAUAGGCAUUAGCAGCAGCGGAGCAGCAGCAAUCGAAAGGCCAAUGGGACUGGACAGAGUGGUCGAGGGCUGGUUCAUUGGCAUUGCUGGCUGGGUGUUAUUAUUCGUGUAGACGGCGAGGAUCUGGUUAUCCACAAAGGAAAAGGGAAAGUUGCUACCUGAAUAUUUCGUUUGGCGUUUGGGUUUUCGCGGGUUAGGCAUUGGUGAGGUUGGUUUCGAUAUCCUAUCAUUGACGCAGGGGCGGUGUGUUCAAUAUACUGACUCAGGCGCCCGUGGUGUUAAUGUCCCGAUCACGUUAAUAUGGCUUCUCUCAUGAUGUUACGAGUUGGUAGAUAUGGAAAAUAAGGAGUAUUUGGAAUGUGUAAUAUAAUGGAAUUUAACAAUAACUGUUCUCAUCUUCUUUACCAAAUUCCAU
This is a messenger RNA of Aaosphaeria arxii CBS 175.79, 2704 nucleotides long. RefSeq lists its product as uncharacterized. Bases 101 to 2401 code for a protein of 766 amino acids. The transcript has 3 exons. NCBI's taxonomy places the organism in Eukaryota, Fungi, Ascomycota, Dothideomycetes, Pleosporales. The record is from RefSeq and is a predicted model, not a curated record.